Molecule: messenger RNA, 699 nt
Organism: Talaromyces stipitatus ATCC 10500
Lineage: Eukaryota; Fungi; Ascomycota; Eurotiomycetes; Eurotiales; Trichocomaceae
Exons: 2
Coding region: 1-699 (232 amino acids)
Molecular function (GO): protein binding
Source: RefSeq, a predicted model, not a curated record
AUGAUACAGUCAAGACAAAACAUCAAAGGAGCAUUGAAUUCACUUCCAGUUGAAAUUCAUCUCGGCAUCAUCGAUUAUCUAGACUAUACUGCUUGCACUGCCCUGGCAUAUACAAACCGCUACUUCAAUCAGAUCGUAAUACGGCAAUCGCCAACGGCGAGAGAAGAGAGACUGAAAUUCCUCUGCGAGGUAGAGACAUGGCCAAUAUACGCCGAUAUCAACUACCUUGCAUGCAACCAAUGUCUAAAACUCCGCCCAAUCCACGCCUUUGCAGACAGGCAACUACGCGGUAAACGGUCUCGCGGUCAUUCUGAGAGCAAUCGCCGUUUCUGUCUACGAUGCGGCAUUCAGAAACACAUAUAUCUACCGGGCCACGUCAUACCUAUUGUCAGACCAAGUCCUGCAAAUGCCCACGGCAUCAGCAUCUCUAUCUGCUCGUGCUGUAAAUUCCACGGCAGUGAAUCUUACUGUCUAGCAUUUGCCAGGUGUGAGAGUUGCGAAGAAGUGCCUCCUAUACUGCACUAUGUGUCGAAUCCGGGCUAUCAGCGUUGCAUGCAUCAUUUUUAUUGCAUUCUCUGUGGACGAAAAGGUAGUAUUGACCAAUGGGAGCAGCCUAUUUGGGGUCAAAUUGACUAUAUCGUGCGUGAAUACAGGCUCUAUUGGCGGAUUGACCAUCCAGCCAUGGAUGAACCAUCUUAA